This is a messenger RNA of Akanthomyces muscarius, 3765 nucleotides long. RefSeq lists its product as uncharacterized. The transcript has 3 exons. Gene Ontology annotation, cellular component: nuclear envelope; cytosol; intracellular membrane-bounded organelle. Gene Ontology annotation, molecular function: protein binding; sterol binding. The record is from RefSeq and is a predicted model, not a curated record. Gene Ontology annotation, biological process: endocytosis; exocytosis; piecemeal microautophagy of the nucleus. Bases 1 to 3765 code for a protein of 1254 amino acids. Lineage: Eukaryota; Fungi; Ascomycota; Sordariomycetes; Hypocreales; Cordycipitaceae.
AUGUCGGACGCUGGCGACAGUACGCACAAGCGCUCCAGAUCUUCGGCGGCCCUCGCCUUGCUCAGACGACGAGAAACCCGCGACGAAGAGUCGGGCUCCGACGACGCUCGCUCCACUGCCGGAGGUGCUGCAUCUACGAAGCAGACCUCCAAGUCCUCGAUCUUGCCCAUUUCGCGCACCAUUUCGCAUACAAGCAGGCUCUCCUUGAGCAGAACACCAUCCCAACAGCAACAAUCUCAGCAGCAGCAGCAGCAGCAGCAGCACCCAGCGCCGCCCGUUAUGAAGCCUACAGUCCCCGCACAUGACAAGGGCCCCAGCCUCGAGCAGUCUGUUCGCAAGUUCCGAGUUGUCGAGGCACUCCGCAACGGCGACACUGCCGCCAUUUCAAAGAUAGUUCGCGAGUCUGCCGACAGCGCCCAUCGCCUCAGUGUUUCCUCCAAUGCUACCUCCGCCACCACUGCUCCGACCGCUCUCGAAGAUACCACCGUUCUCCACCUUGCCCUCCAGUGCGCCGAGUUCCCCGUCAUUGAAUAUGUCUUGUCCGAUGGUGCUGGCAUGGUCGAUGUCAACGCGCGUGACCGCGAGGGCAAUACCCCUCUUCACGUUGCUGCUACUCAUGGCCGCACGGCCGCCGUGAAGCUUCUCCUCGAGCAAAAGGACAUUAACGAAGCCCUCGUUAACCUUCAGGGCAAGUUCCCUAUCGAUCUCGCCAAGAACCCUGAGAUUUUCCAGCUUCUUCAGCUGUCGCGCUCGCUCUUUACCGACUCGAAAGUACGACAGGUCCAGGAGCUCAUUGCCAAGGGAGACUACGACACCCUUGCGCAGGUCCUCGAGGAACCCCGUCUCAGAGCUGUGCUCGACAUCAACAGCCCCGAAUUUGUGUCUGAGCCCGCCACUCUGCAAACCGGCGGUACUCUUCUCCAUGAAGCUGCACGCAAGAAAAAUAUUGCUCUCAUACAGGUUCUGCUUCUCCAUGGCGCCGAUCCCUUUCGCCGCGACCGCAAGGGCAAGCUCGCGCAAUCAAUUUCCCACGACGACGCAAUCAAAUCUAUUCUCAAGAAGUCUCCCGCUGCCGUAGCUGCUCAACGCGGUAUUCAAGAAAAGGCUGUUCUCGGUCAAGCUGCUACCCAAGGUGCCGCCACAGGUGCUGGCGGCGAACUCAUAGCUGGCAAGGAAGCCCGCGAGAUGAAGGGUUAUCUCAAGAAAUGGACCAACUACCGCAAGGGCUACCAGCUGCGUUGGUUUGUCCUAGAGGAUGGCGUGCUGAGCUAUUACAAGCACCAGGAUGAUGCAGGUUCCGCUUGCCGUGGCGCUAUCAACAUGCGCAUCGCCCGACUUCACAUGAGCCCUGAUGAGAAGACCAAGUUCGAAAUCAUUGGAAAAUCCUCUGUCAAAUACACGCUCAAGGCCAACCACGAAGUCGAAGCUAAGCGUUGGUUCUGGGCUCUCAACAAUUCGAUCCAGUGGACCAAGGACCAAGCCAAGGAGGAAGAGAAGCAGACUGCCAGAAAUGCCGAGAUUCUCCGCCAGGCCAAGGCCGACCCUAAUACGCUUUCUGUCCAGGAGUCACAUAGCGAAAACGCUAGCAUUUCCGACCGCCGUCUAAGCAGCUCGCAUCUGCCGACGCGCUCAACCUCAAGCGCCAAGCUUUCCCCGCAAAAGAACGACCUCACGAGAGCCAGCACCACUGGUAGUGUCGACGAAGACGAUGCCUUUGAUGCUACUACCGAUGGCGGGGCAUCGCGUCUUCACGAUGGGGCUGAAGUCAUUCCUGGAGAGGAAGACGAUGAUGAUUAUGAUGAUCGUAGCAUGCGCCAGGACCCCAGUGCGACCAAGGAUGCUCUCAACAUCACAGCACAAUCGGCCAAGCUCCAGCUCGAGACCAUGACGGGUGUCCAUAAUGCUCUCAUGACGGAGCUGUCACAGCGCCCUGCUACUUCGCUCUCCGACACAAAGGUCACACAGGCUCUUUCAACGUACGACGCUGCAAUUCGCAGCUUGACGGGUCUUAUCGGCGAUCUCAUGAGGAUUUCCAAGGAUCGUGACGCCUUCUGGAAGUACCGACUAGAGCGAGAGACCAACAUGCGCCAGAUGUGGGAAGAGAGCAUGGCUCAUGUUGCACGUGAACAGGAGAUUCUUGAGGCCCGCGUAGACGAAUCGGAGAAAAAGCGUAAGAUCACCAAGAAGGCCCUGCGCCAAGUCAUGGAGGGCAGCACUCCUUUGGACGGGACACCUGUGUUAGAAAAAGCGCAAGAGGAUGUUCAAAUUCCUCCCAUGUCGCCGGGCAGCCGUGGCCUCAGGCGACAGAAGACGGCGCUCGAUCAAGUUGCAGACUUUUCCGAUUCAGACUCGGAUGAUGGAGAUGAAUUCUUUGAUGCGGUGGACUCUGGUGAAGUUGAGGUCACCGAACUCCCCGAGUCGCAGCCUACCGAGCCGCAAGCCGUAGUUUCGUCGUCGAUGGAUCUUACCCCCUCGUUUCGUGGUUACGAGAAUGGUAUCCGACACCGACUCAAGAUGGACGCCGAUGACCGUCCUAAGAUCUCUCUCUGGGGUAUUCUCAAAUCGAUGAUCGGCAAGGAUAUGACCAAGAUGACCCUGCCCGUAUCCUUCAACGAGCCUACUUCCCUACUGUACCGAUGCGGUGAAGAUAUGGAGUAUUCCGACCUGCUCGAUAUGGCCGCCUCUCGACCCGACUCACUGGAGCGGCUGAUCUAUGUCGCUGCCUUUGCAGCCAGUGAAUACGCCUCUAGUAUUGGUCGUGUUGCCAAGCCAUUCAACCCCCUUCUUGGAGAAACUUUUGAAUACGUUCGUCCCGACAAGAACUACCGCUUCUUCACAGAGCAGGUCAGCCACCACCCGCCGAUUGGUGCUGCUUGGGCCGAGUCUCCUAAUUGGACCUACUGGGGAGAGUCCAACGUCAAGUCGAAAUUUUACGGCAAGUCCUUUGACGUUGCGCACUUGGGUACUUGGUUCCUCAGAAUCAGACCAACCAACGGCGGCAAGGAAGAUUUCUACUCGUGGAAGAAGGUCACGUCGUCUGUCAUCGGUAUCAUUACCGGCAACCCUACUAUUGACCACUACGGUACCAUGGAAGUGAAGAACUGGACUACUGGCGAAGUUGCGAUGCUCGAGAUGAAGCCUCGCGGUUGGAAGGUGUCGAGCGCGUAUCAGGUUGCCGGCAAGGUUAUGGAUUCGGAUGGUGGAGUGCGCUUCAGCAUGGGCGGUCGCUGGAACUCGAAACUCUAUGCACGCCUGACACCGGGCUACGAAGCCAACCUUGACGCUUCAGGAAAGGGAAACAGCGAUGAGAAAGUGCACAGCGGCGGUAUGACGGACCCUAACCGGGCCUACCUGGUGUGGCAAGCGAAUGAACGACCUACUGGAAUCCCGUUCAACCUGACGCCAUUUGUUCUAACGUUCAACCACAUUGACGACAAGCUCAAGCAGUGGAUUGCGCCGACGGACUCGCGACUAAGACCCGAUCAGCGUGCUAUGGAGGAUGGUGAGUACGAUCUUGCGGCGACGGAGAAGAACCGACUGGAAGAGAAUCAGCGCGCGCGCCGGCGUAAGCGGGAGGAUGCGGGCGACCACUUUACGCCGGCGUGGUUUAGCAGAGCGCGUUGCGAGGUGACGGGUGAGCAGUACUGGCAGUUCAACCACAAGUACUGGAAGCAGCGUGAAAAGGCUGGGCCUGAGGGUGACGCGAACGUGUGGGCUGGCCUGGAGCCCAUCUUUCAGGAUGAAGCAGCUACAGAAAAUGAGUAG